AUGCCGGAUUUCGACCCGAACAACGUCAACCUCACCGAGGUCAGCCAAGAAGAUAUCGUCUGUUGGUAUGCCAUAUCUGGGAAUGACUACGAUGGCCGCUUGGGCGCGAGGGUCUCGUCCAUCUUCGUGAUCGGCUUUAUUUCCACUGCCACUACCCUUUUUCCUGUCAUUGCGAAGCGGGUCCCGAGCUGGAAGAUCCCAUUCGGCGUCUACCUUUUUGCGAGGUACUUCGGUACCGGUGUUAUUGUUGCGACUGCGUUCAUCCAUUUGCUGGAUCCUUCAUACUCUUCCAUCGGGCCGAAUUCCUGUAUCGGUAUUUCGGGCCACUGGGGCGAUUAUUCAUGGUGUGCAGCCAUCGUCCUGUCGUCGAUGAUGAUGGUCUUCCUGCUGGAUCUCGCGGCCGAUGUCUUCGUGGAAUGGAAGUACGGCGUUCAUCGAGACGAAACGGCUGUAGAUUCCUUCCUCACCGGUUACCAUGACCCUACCCACGGCCGUGACCAUGUUCAUCGCCAUCCCGAAAAUGAGGAAGAGGCCCAGAAGGGAGAGGGCACGCCGCCGCAUGCUGCCGCCGCAGCAGCAGUUAACAGCAAAGAGGGCACCGUCGACUGGCGUGAAGAUGGAGAGUCCAUCGUCGCGGAGAGAUCCUUCAGACAGCAGAUUGCCGCCUUCCUGAUCCUCGAGUUCGGCGUGAUCUUCCACUCCGUCAUAAUCGGCUUGAACCUGGGAGUCGUGGGUGAUGAGUUCUCGACGCUCUACCCCGUCCUUGUCUUCCACCAGUCCUUCGAAGGUCUCGGUAUUGGUGCCCGGAUGUCGGCCAUUCCCUUUGGAAAGCACAAGUGGCUGCCCUGGAUCCUGUGUCUAGCGUACGGACUGACCACUCCUAUCUCCAUCGCGAUCGGCUUGGGUGUGCGCACAUCGUACGCCCCCAACUCGAAGACCGCAAUGAUCGUGCAGGGUGUCUUGGACGCUAUCUCGGCCGGUAUUCUGAUAUACACUGGUCUCGUGGAACUACUCGCGCGCGAUUUCCUGUUCGAUCCUGACCGCACAAAGAGCCGUCUCCGGUUACUGUUCAUGGUUGUUUGCAUGCUGUUCGGCGCGGGUAUUAUGGCUUUGCUGGGCAAGUGGGCGUGA
Molecule: messenger RNA, 1131 nt
Organism: Monascus purpureus
Lineage: Eukaryota; Fungi; Ascomycota; Eurotiomycetes; Eurotiales; Aspergillaceae
Source: the annotation of a GenBank genome assembly